AUGACUAAACUCAUAUACUGGGAACUCCAGGAUCCUGAUGAAUCUACCUGUGGAGUCCACUCAAUUAAUGCCAUUUUACAAGGUCCUAUUGUUGACUAUGAGGAGUUGUAUCGUGCCUCUCUUGAAAUUGAAGAGCUAGAGAGGCAAUUUUUAUUGGAAGCAGGAAUUAUCCCCGAUGAGUACUAUAAGACAGAAAAUGCACAUCACAGGAGAACAGCUUUCGAUUUUACAGCUCUAGAAAGAGUACUAGGGAACCAUAACUACAUAUGUGAACGUUGUAAGACGAAUUCCCUAUCGCACGAGCAAAUUGACUCAAGUAUCGCGUUCCUUUGUAAUGUUAGCGGUCAUUGGCUUAGUAUGAGGGAAGUGCACGAUGGAAGAUGGUUUGUGAUCGACAGUCUCAAGACUGGGCCAAUAGAAUUGGACAAGGCCAAUUUGUAUAACCAUAUUAACGAAAUAAUUCUGAGAAAUCAGUCUGUAUUCAUUGUCAAAAAUAAAGAUAACAAAGAAUUGCCGGUAUAUACUCAUCAGGAGGGGAAAUUGAGAAAGCAUCAGAGAUAUACAGAAAUCUGA
Theileria equi strain WA is the source of this 573-nucleotide messenger RNA. RefSeq lists its product as hypothetical. The record is from RefSeq and is a predicted model, not a curated record. The transcript has 5 exons. Lineage: Eukaryota; Apicomplexa; Aconoidasida; Piroplasmida; Theileriidae. Gene Ontology annotation, molecular function: cysteine-type deubiquitinase activity. Gene Ontology annotation, biological process: protein deubiquitination. Bases 1 to 573 code for a protein of 190 amino acids. Gene Ontology annotation, cellular component: nucleus.